AUGAAUAGGCUAAUAUUCGAAUUGAUCAGGAUCUUCGACCAACGAUGUGAAAAUGACAUUGAAGAUUUGGCUCUCGUGACCCCAAGUACAGAAUUCGAUAUUGGUCGAAUUCCAGUCAUGAAGUUCUUGGUUUCACGUGGGGUAGAUUUGAAUCAGAUGGGAGAGUCAAGAUAUAUGGGACCUGGUUAUCCAAUUGUGUAUGCAGUUAUGGCAGGAGCAGUGGAGAGAGUUCGUUGGCUUCUUGAUCGUGGCGCGAAUCCAGAGUUGAGGGAUUCGUAUGGGAAUGCGGUAAGUUAUGUGGAGGUGAUGGGAAGUGAGGAGAUGAGAAAUGUUGUAGCGGAGGGUGUGAGGGCAGGAAAGUAG
This is a messenger RNA of Botrytis deweyae, 363 nucleotides long. RefSeq lists its product as uncharacterized. The transcript has a single exon. Bases 1 to 363 code for a protein of 120 amino acids. Gene Ontology annotation, molecular function: protein binding. NCBI's taxonomy places the organism in Eukaryota, Fungi, Ascomycota, Leotiomycetes, Helotiales, Sclerotiniaceae. The record is from RefSeq and is a predicted model, not a curated record.